Menidia menidia (Atlantic silverside) is the source of this 264-nucleotide messenger RNA. The record is from the annotation of a GenBank genome assembly. NCBI's taxonomy places the organism in Eukaryota, Metazoa, Chordata, Actinopteri, Atheriniformes, Atherinopsidae.
AUGGCUGGGAUAAGUGUACUUGUUUUGUGUUUGCUCCUGUCUGCUACCGGCUGCUCAGCAGGAAAAGCAGCAGCAAGAGCAGGAUCAGUGACUCUUCAGCCCUGGUUGGUUGGACUCUCAGCUGUUGUUGGCUUCCUGCUGAUUGUCUUCAUUAUCAUGAUUGCCAAAAGGCUACUUAAGAAAAAAAGGGAGGAUGAAGAUGGAUGGGGUUAUAAUAAGAGCGCAAUGGUGACUGACAGUGAAUCCAAAAUCACCAGUUUGUAG